AUGGCACGGGCAGCGGAUGCUAUGGCAGCGAAUGCGGGUGCGAAAUACGAUGCAGCGGGUGCGGAAUACGAGGCAGCGGACGCGCAAAAACAGGGGCAGCAGGUGCGAAAUACGAGGCAGCGAAUGCGCAAAAACCGGGGCAGCGGGCGGAGGAGAACGACCGAAGGCGGAGAAGGGGGGCGGCGGCAUAAUGGAGAAGAAGGGGGUGAAGGAGGAAACAAAAAAAUAGGAAAAGGGGGAAAGGAGGAAGUGAAUGGCACGGCGCACGGCGGUCGGAGAAUGGGGGGAAGGGGUCUGAACGUCGGCGGUCGUAGAAUGGUGGGAAAGGGGGAAGAAGAUUAG
This is a messenger RNA of Mercurialis annua (annual mercury), 342 nucleotides long. RefSeq lists its product as uncharacterized. Bases 1 to 342 code for a protein of 113 amino acids. Lineage: Eukaryota; Viridiplantae; Streptophyta; Magnoliopsida; Malpighiales; Euphorbiaceae. The transcript has 2 exons. The record is from RefSeq and is a predicted model, not a curated record.